CCAAGUAGACAUUUGUAAAACAGUAUACAUGCAGUAUACAAUAGGUACAUGCCGUACUUAUAUUGUAUAUAGUAUACUUUUGCUAGAACUCAGUAGGUAGAAGUUAAAAGAAGAUAUAGAAAUAAACAUUAUUAUUAAUAAUGAAACUGAGGACUAUUAGAUAAUUAUAACUAUUUAUUUAUUAGAAUUGAGAUUACUUAUCAAAAGCAAAAUUAGAACAAAGUCACAAAGAUGACGACUCCAGGAUCUUCGCAAGCGGGAUCCGUCCAAGAGUUCAAAAUUAGAGUGCCAAAAAAUGUUAAGAAAAAAUAUCAUGUCAUGAGGUUCAAUGCAACACUAAAUGUUGAUUUUGCUAAAUGGACCAAUGUAAAAAUGGAAAGAGAGAACAAUAUUAAGGAAUUUAAGGGAAUUGAGGAGGAAAUGCCAAAAUUUGGUGCUGGCUCAGAGUAUGGUCGCGACAUGCGCGAAGAGGCGCGUCGCAAAAAGUUUGGUAUAAUCGCCCGGAAAUACAAACCAGAAGAUCAACCUUGGAUUCUGAAAGUUGGAGGAAAGACUGGCAAAAAAUUCAAGGGCAUCCGAGAAGGUGGCGUGUCAGAAAACGCAGCCUACUAUGUGUUCACUCACGCUGAUGACGGAGCCAUUGACGCUUACCCUCUACAAGAAUGGUACAAUUUUCAACCCAUUCAAAGAUACAAAGCCCUGUCAGCGGAAGAAGCAGAAGAAGAGUUUGGGAGACGCAACAAAGUGAUAAACUUCUUCUCGCUGAUGUUCCGCAAGCGCAUGCGCGGCGACGACGCGGUCGAAGACGGAGACGACCCCGACGACAAGAAGACCAAGGGCUCCAAGGCUAAGAAAGAUCUGAAGAUAUCCGAGAUGGACGAGUGGAUAGACUCGGACGACGAGUCGUCGGACUCCGACGUGGACAAGGACAAAGAGAAGGAGGACAGCGACUCCGGCUCCAAGAAGAAGAAGAAAGACAAGAAAGCGGCUGCAUCGAAGAAGAAGAAGAAAGUGGAAGAUGAGGCUUUUGAGGAGAGUGAUGAUGGAGACGAGGAGGGCCGAGAGCGGGACUACAUCUCCGACUCCUCUGACAGCGAAUCUGAUCACGAGACUAAAGUUAAUAAGGAGUUGAAGGGCGUCGCCGAGGAAGACGCGCUAAGAAAACUCCUAACAUCGGACGAGGACAGUGAAGAGGAACAGGAACAGAAGCCGGAGUCGGAGCAAGAGGACGAGCCCACCAAGGACGGGGAGGAGCGCGCCAGCAAGCUCACCAAGAAGAAGAAGAAGCCUGAUGAGGCCAAGAAAGACUCAAGUAGCGAGUUCAGUUCAGAUUCGGACUCAGAUCCAGAAACUAGUCCUAAGAAACCAAAGAAGGCUAAGAAUGGAAAUGUCGAUGGAAAGAAUUCUAGUACAGCAGGCCCGUCCCGCGCGGGCUCGCCGUCGCCGACCAACGCGAUGGCGGCCGUGGCCGCCGCCAACGCCGCCGCCAACCUCGCCAACCCCGCCAAGCGGCCCAAGCUCGACCCCUCCUACACUGAAUGUGGAGUAACAGAAGAAGCAGUACGACGGUACUUAGCUCGCAAGCCUAUGACCACAACCGAGUUGCUGACGAAGUUUAAGUCCAAGCGAACAGGCGUCAGCUCGGAGCGCCUGGUCGAGACUAUGACGCAGAUCCUCAAGAGAAUCAAUCCCGUCAAGCAGAAUAUUAACGGCAAGAUGUACCUCAGUAUCAAAUCGACCUGAUUGUUUCUUUGUUAAUAAACAGUUUUGUUAAAAACG
Messenger RNA from Melitaea cinxia (Glanville fritillary), 1779 nucleotides. It is a transcript of the gene TfIIFalpha, whose product is annotated as general transcription factor IIF subunit 1. The transcript has 13 exons. The coding region runs from base 232 to 1743 and encodes 503 amino acids. Gene Ontology annotation, cellular component: nucleus; transcription factor TFIIF complex. Lineage: Eukaryota; Metazoa; Arthropoda; Insecta; Lepidoptera; Nymphalidae. The record is from RefSeq and is a predicted model, not a curated record. Gene Ontology annotation, molecular function: RNA polymerase II general transcription initiation factor activity; TFIIF-class transcription factor complex binding; DNA binding. Gene Ontology annotation, biological process: transcription initiation at RNA polymerase II promoter; positive regulation of transcription elongation by RNA polymerase II.